AUGGACCCCCAGCCUCCGGGGGCCCCCGGCCGCGUGCUGCUGGCUUCUGUCUCCAACAUCAAGUACCCUGUGGACUUGGAUUUAAUUCACCACCUCUUUUCCAGAUUCGGAGAAGUCGAGAAGGUGAGCUGCAGCAGCAGCAGCAGCAGCAGCAGCAGCAGUGGGAGGGGCAGAGGCAGGGGGGUGCCUAGAGUGGCCCACUAG
Molecule: messenger RNA, 204 nt
Organism: Eimeria tenella
Lineage: Eukaryota; Apicomplexa; Conoidasida; Eucoccidiorida; Eimeriidae
Product: polypyrimidine track-binding protein, putative
Exons: 2
Coding region: 1-204 (67 amino acids)
Molecular function (GO): nucleic acid binding
Source: RefSeq, a predicted model, not a curated record